AAGGCCCACAGUCCUCCACUUCCUGGGGUGUCAGCCGCAGAACAGAGCCAGCAGAGACGCCCUCCCUUUCUCCUCAUCCUCCCAGGCAUCGCUGCCUCUGCCUCUGGGCACCAUCUCAGGAGAGCAGAAGAUGAAGCGGAAAGCGGCUGUUCUCACCUGCAUCCUUCUCGCGCCGUUCCCAGGAACAGAGGCACAGAGCUUUGGUCUGCUGGAUCCCAAACUCUGCUACCUGCUAGAUGGCAUUCUCUUCAUCUACGGAGUCAUCGUCACGGCCCUGUACCUGAGAGCAAAAUUCAGCAGGGGUGGAGAUUCUGCUGCCUACCCGCAGGACCCCAACCAGCUCUACAAUGAGCUCAAUCUAGGGCGAAGAGAGGAAUAUGACGUCUUGGACAAGAAGCGGGCUCGGGAUCCUGAGAUGGGCGGCAAACAGCAGAGGAGGAGGAACCCCCAGGAAGGCGUGUACAACGCACUGCAGAAAGACAAGAUGGCAGAGGCCUACAGUGAGAUCGGCAUGAAAGGCGAGAGGCGGAGAGGCAAGGGGCACGACGGCCUGUACCAGGGUCUCAGCACUGCCACCAAGGACACCUAUGAUGCCCUGCAUAUGCAGACCCUGCCCCCUCGCUAACAGCCAGGGGACGGCUCAGUCACAGGCCUCACUCACCUGCUGAUGUUACUACUUGUGAGGGACAGAGGACAAAGCAUUUACACCUCAGUUUAUUGAUUUCACAGCCACCGUCUCAUGAAGAGGAUGCUUCUCACUCCCCACAUCUGUCUUCUCCAGUUCCAAAGCACUGAACACAGACUGCCAUCCGUGGACUUUCUAACGGGGGCGCUCCACUCACUCUCAGACCCCAGCCCUGCUCCUGGAAACCCUGGCAGGCCCCUUUCCCUGCAGAGCCCAGCCCUAGCUAGGAGCUUGAGGGGGAGGGGCGCAAACAUACUCCCUCCUCAGCUGAGUUCAGUUUGCUUUGUAAAGUCCCCAGAGAAGCCCUGAGUACUGUGUGUAUUGUUCCAUUAGUAUUGCUUCGCUCAGGCUGUAAAUUUGGCUUCUGUUGUCAAACUUACCAGUGUCAAGGUAACAUGUAAUUAGGCCACAUUGUGAAAGAAGGCAGAGAGGAGGUACAAGGGAGUCCAGGCAAGGGUCACCUAGGGGUGGCUCAAAGGGAAGCGACAUGCAAGGAGGGUUCCUAGCACAAGAGUCCCUUCCACACUUCCCAACCAUUGUGCCAGGCACUCCAGGAGUGGUAAAAUGUCUUACAUCCAUGGAGAUUGUGCUUUUAGAGUGCAAAUAAUUUGUGUACAAACUAGCACAGAACUUAGGAUGGGUCAUUACUGCCAAUGACAAGGGGGCGAGAGAAAAGGGAGCAAGUCCUGCCUUCUCCCAGGAACUCAGUUCAUCAUCAAGUGGCAGGAAGACCCAGACCACCCAGGUCUGCAGUGCUCCCACUGUAAUGGCAUAAUGACAGUCAGUGGACAGCAAUGUCAUUGUGUAAUUAAAGUGCCUGUGACCAUGGGGAACCCUGUGAUCCCCCGGGUUUUAAUUUAUACUGCCUUGCUGUUUUGCAUAAUAAAUGCUUUGCUAAAAGUGGCGUUUGAAGCCUUAUUUCAGUGAAGGCUGGGGUAGCACAGCUGGCAGGAGAGCAGAAAGGGAUAAAUUAGAUUCAGUUAGGAAUGGGCGGGCGGGUACCAGUACAUGAAGCCACCCUGAAGGCUCCCGUUAAAGCACGAGGAAAUGCCUGUGUAGGAUGUGGCACGAGGCUGGUGGUUGUGCCAUCACACAGGGAAAUGUCCAGUCAAAGAAUAGGGACCUGGCCCAGCUUUAUGACGGAACAGGAAGAGGAUGGUGGGAAGGCGUCCCGAGGCGAACCUGACUCAGCGUGCAGGAGAACGUGGCAGUGGCAGUAAUACUGAGCAGAGGGAAUCCAGGAGCGCCAGCAGCUGCUGUGACCCUCACAUAGGGGUGGGGAGUAGACAGUAGUAUUUUUAGGUCAGCUUCUCUAACCAAAGGUGACCUUUCCCUUAGUCGUGCCUUCUCUAAAUCUCUAAGUAGAGCGUCUCUACUUAAGAGUUCCCAGUUCAUCAAGCCCAAUUAGUGAUGGACAGAAGGAUGAAAUUUGUACAUUGGCUUUUUAAAAACAGAAACCCAAGGCUAUUAUUAAAAGGCCCUGAAAAAUGACACAUUACUACCAGCAUAUAUAGAAAGGCCCUUUAUGUGUCACCCAGUCUUGGAGGAGCUGUUCACUCACUUUUAAGCCUGGAGCUGGGGGUCUUUAGACAGAGUGCACCUAAUAUCCAGGCCUGUUCUAGUCCUCAUUUCAAGAUCAGCUAAGUAGACUGGCUGGAAAAUAAAAAUCUGACCCAGUUCAGUUAUGAACAUGUCUCUCAGGCAAAGGAGCUAGCUACAAGAGAGAACUGAGCAGAUGUGCUCACAGAAUCACAUCUGGGGAAGCAGAGCUCCUGGGGACUGGUGCUUGAGAAUCAAGGUGACAUCUGAUGUUUCUGGACUCUCGACUCCUGUCCUGCUUGAGGCCUGGCAGUGACCUCUCCAUAACACGAUCAGUCUUUCAUUUUAGAUACUACUAGCUCUAAGAUACGGAGUGCUAUCACCUGCUUCAGAGGCUUUCACACAGUAAACAUAAACGGUUCCAUUUCAUGGUUACAAAUGUAAAGACAUGUUUUUUUAAAAAGGGCUGGAGAGAUGGCUCCGUGGCUGAGUGCUGCUCUUGUGGAAGACCCAGGUCUCUGGAAUGAAAGGCAGCUCUUCCCAGAGAGCCAAGGAGGAGGCUCAUCAGCAAUCCCUGGGAGCUCUGCUUCCUAUGGGGCCCAAGAAGCAGACACACACACACACACACACACACACACACACACACACACACACACACACACACACACAGUGAGCCGGUAGCUCUGAGGAGUUCCCUGCAGCAGUCAAGGGCCUUUGUGUUUGAUUGUACAAAGCAGUCAGCUCUGAAGGAGACAACUGCUACUCAACUCAGGGUUCCACUAAACCCAGCUGAGGGUCUAGGGAAGGGACACACAGCGGCCACAGCUCACGGAGGCAGGAGAGGUAGAAGACUAAGGUGCUCAGACCCCGAGGUCAUAGGAAGAGCCAUGCGGAGAAAUGUUUUGGAGGGUCCGUGUAAAUAUCCGUGCAAAUGUUUGUGUAAAGCACCAGAACACCAAGGCAGUAACCCCACAGAGACACAGACAAUGUGAAAACACUUGGAAAAUGGUUUAAUGUUUUACAACAGAAAUUGGAACUGUACAGUUACAGUAAGUUUAAUAUAUAUAAAAAAUUACAGCAGACAAAUGCAUCUACAUAAAACCCACCAUUUCAUUCUGAUUCACUGGCACCCACACAAUCUCUCCCCAAGCCCUAGCCCCUCUGGCAGCCCCCCCCCCCCGGGGGGGGGA
Messenger RNA from Apodemus sylvaticus (European woodmouse), 3414 nucleotides. It is a transcript of the gene Cd247, whose product is annotated as CD247 molecule. NCBI's taxonomy places the organism in Eukaryota, Metazoa, Chordata, Mammalia, Rodentia, Muridae. Gene Ontology annotation, biological process: cell surface receptor signaling pathway. The transcript is spliced from 8 exons. Gene Ontology annotation, molecular function: transmembrane signaling receptor activity. The coding region runs from base 131 to 625 and encodes 164 amino acids. The record is from RefSeq and is a predicted model, not a curated record. Gene Ontology annotation, cellular component: membrane.